GUCACCUGUUUUUUCUUUUAGUUUAUCGAAGGACUUGCAUGCACAAGAACCUUUCUCUGCUGUGACCUUGCGCCCCACUCACCCCCACCACCUUCUAUAUUCACAGUCGCCACCACCACCGUAGUACCACCACCACCUCCACCUUCUAUAUUAUUCUCCUAUUGCUUUCCUUCUUUUGGUUUUUCAAUUUCUCCAACACUCAUUUCAAAGGAUUUUCUUUCCUGUCCUUCUCAGAUUUUCCUUCUCUUGAGCUCUCUCUCAUCCACAAAUGGUGCUUUCAAAACUUCGUGGCCAUAGGUUUUUCAAGUUUAGAAGCAGUACAGUUUAUAAUUCUUCUUCUUUUGGAUUCUUUCUUGAUGUUUAAUCUCAAACAAUCCUCUCCGCAAUCAUAUUUCAAUUAACCCUUUUGUUUAUCUCUCAAUCUAUUGGUUCACAAAAAGCAAAAUAUUCUCUUUCCCUAGUCUUUCCCACCUAUCAAAGACUAUUCUUGCAUAGGUUUCUCAGAUUCUCAUCUCUUAAAAUAUCUGCACAGCCCUUUUUAAAUAUUAAUCUUUUCUGGGUUUCAUUCUGAGACAGAUGGUUGCCAAGGAUUACGAAUUUGCACCUGGAGUUCUUGUUCAAAUGACUUGGAUUCUGCUAUGUGUUGAUUACUCAAGGCUCUUUUGGUUAUUGUUCGGUGUUUUUUCCUAUGAAAAUCAUGAGGGAAAGCCUCGGAUCAUCUAGCACUAGUUUUACAUCCAUCUCCGCUCUCCAUCUUCGAUAAUUUCUAUAGAUUAUAGUGUUUUUUUCAUAAUAAAUAGUAUUUAUAGCUGAUCUUAUACCUGCUUAAGAGGUCUGCAACAGAAAAAUUCUCUGCUCGUGUUUGUUUUCCGAGAAAGAGGGUUAAUUUUUAUUGAUUAAUUAAUUAGAUUCUCACCAGCCAUGUACAAGACGCGAUUAGGAGGUCGUGUUGAUGGAGCAAAGGCACAUCUUGGAUAUGUUGAAACUGAUCCUUCUGGUCGUUAUGGGCGUUUCAGAGAAGUUCUGGGGAAAGGAGCCAUGAAGACUGUGUAUAAGGCUUUUGAUGAGGUUCUUGGAAUGGAGGUUGCGUGGAACCAAGUGAAGCUUAAUGAUGUAUUACAUUCACCAGAGGAGUUGCAGCGGCUAUACUCAGAGGUUCACCUCCUUAAGAACCUCAAUCAUGAUUUCAUCAUAAAAUUCUACACAUCUUGGAUUGACAUUGAUCGAAGAACCUUCAACUUCAUCACUGAAAUGUUAACCUCGGGGACCUUAAGAGAGUACAGAAAGAAGUACCAGCGAGCGGAUAUAAGAGCAGUCAAGAACUGGGCACGCCAAAUACUUCUUGGACUUGCGUAUCUUCAUGGCCAUGAUCCUCCUGUGAUACAUAGAGAUCUCAAGUGCGAUAAUAUUUUUGUCAAUGGCCAUCUUGGGCAAGUCAAGAUUGGUGAUCUCGGCUUAGCAGCUAUUCUUCGUGAGUCACAGUGUGCUCACAGUGUCAUAGGAACCCCAGAAUUUAUGGCACCAGAAUUAUAUGAAGAGGAAUAUAAUGAACUGGUGGAUAUUUAUUCCUUUGGCAUGUGUGUGUUAGAAAUGCUCACUUCUGAUUACCCAUACAGCGAGUGCUCGAAUCCUGCCCAAAUAUACAAGAAAGUGACUUCUGGAAAGUUGCCAGAGGCAUUCUACAGGAUUAAAGAUAUUGAAGCCCAGAGAUUUGUGGGGAAGUGUUUGGAGACUGCUUCAAAAAGGUUGCCUGCGCGGGAGCUCUUGUUGGACCCAUUUCUGGCAUCUGAUGAAUCCAAAUUGCUGCCUGUCCCAAAAAUCCCAUUUCAAAUGACUUCUCCUGAUGGAACAGAGGAGAUUAGUCCAUCUUUGUUGGCUGAUCCAACCAAGGCCACAGAAAUGACUAUUACAGGAACUAUGAAUCCUGAAGAUGACACAAUUUUCCUCAAAGUGCAAAUUUCUGAUGAGGAUGGUCGCACAAGGAACAUAUAUUUUCCCUUUGACACUAUGAAUGAUACUGCAAUCGACGUUGCAAUGGAAAUGGUGAAAGAAUUGGAGAUCACUGACUGGGAACCAAUGGAGAUUGCUGAAAUGAUAGAGGAGCAAAUAACAUCCUUAAUUCCAAGCUGGAAAGGGUGGGGCUUCUCCCAAUUCUUUCAACGGCAUCACAGCUUUAACUAUGGUGAUGAUGAAGACGAUGGAACCCACCACCCUUUCCAGUCCAUCUCCUCACGUUCUUCUUCCCAGGCUUCUCUUUUGGCUUUGAACUCUUCCUACGAGAAGCAGCAGCAUCAUGGAAGCAAUCAUGACUGGCUUCAAGGGGAGGGGUUUGCAAAUGAUGAUGCAAGUUCUCAAAGCUCGUUCAACUACUCAGGUUUCAAAUACUUCUCAGGCAAUGAACAUGAGAGCAAGACUGGAGGAGGAGAGCCCCGCUACUUUACAGGCGUCCAUAAGUCUUCGAGAUUUUGUCCUGCAGACAGCUUGAGUGCGAAACAAUCUAGACAAGGCAACUGGCAUUUGGAUUCUUGCGAAUGCAGUAGUUCAAAUCCCCAGCGAAAACUAAGCAGGAUUCGGUCACUUGUUGAUGUUCGUAGCCAGUUGUUGCAUCGGUCACUGCUGGAGGAGAUACACAAGAGGAGAUUGUUCAAGACUGUUGGAGCUGUUGAGAAUAUUGGGUUUCAGGAGUCUGGGUUUCAAGGCAAUGAUGAAAAGCAAAGAUUUAAAUGGUGAAAACAAAAAGAGGGAAACAUCCAGGACAAAGCUUGCAAAAACUCUUAAGGUAUGUUUGUCUUGUAAUGUAAUUUUGCCCUGUGUUUUUCCAUGCAAUGCUUGUAUUUUGAGUUCUGUUGGAUCAAAUAAACGUUUGUCCCUGAUCAAGGACAAAGAACAUCGGAUAUAUAUUAAAUUUUCAUUAUAUAGC
Messenger RNA from Manihot esculenta (cassava), 2920 nucleotides. RefSeq names its product probable serine/threonine-protein kinase WNK5. Lineage: Eukaryota; Viridiplantae; Streptophyta; Magnoliopsida; Malpighiales; Euphorbiaceae. Gene Ontology annotation, molecular function: ATP binding; protein serine/threonine kinase activity. The transcript is spliced from 7 exons. Gene Ontology annotation, biological process: protein phosphorylation; intracellular signal transduction. The record is from RefSeq and is a predicted model, not a curated record. Bases 922 to 2730 code for a protein of 602 amino acids. Gene Ontology annotation, cellular component: cytoplasm.